Molecule: messenger RNA, 2172 nt
Organism: Aspergillus clavatus NRRL 1
Lineage: Eukaryota; Fungi; Ascomycota; Eurotiomycetes; Eurotiales; Aspergillaceae
Exons: 1
Coding region: 1-2172 (723 amino acids)
Source: RefSeq, a predicted model, not a curated record
AUGGGGUAUAAUGCAUUGAUAUCAUCCAGCUACUCAAGGGCAUUGUGCAAGCGCCCUCAAACUACAUCCCUCGCCUCCAACCGAGCCACGAGUAUAACAUCACCCCCAAUCCGAGGGCUAUGGCGAUACUCAUACCAUCGACGAGAAAGCCGAAGCCCCGGCAAAGGAAAACUAUCGCAGAGGCAUACAUGGCAUGAUCAGUCCAGACUGCAGGAUCAAGCCUCGCGUUUCCGUCGGCGAUCACGGUCAGAGUCAGAUAGGCAUCAUUCCUGGCAGAAUUUAGGGUUGGGGUGGGGUGUUACGAAGUCCAGCUUCCCAGGUCGUUUGGGCGGCUUCUGGGAGGCACAAAGGGUCCGUACGCAGCAACGGAUCGAGCAGAUCAAGAAGGAGAUCGACGCCGAUCCCUACAGGGCUCUGUUUGGUCGAAGGCUUGAGCCGUUCAACUUUGGGGGCAAGCAUGGUGGUAUUUUUGCGUCGAUGAUCCAGUCGUUCCUUGGUCGUGGACAGCGGGCAGAAUCAAAUCCCAGGGGGACCGAUACGACGGCUGAAGUGAAGGCUGCCGAUCGUCCAUCGGAGAGACGAGCAGGUGACAGCCAGACGUCGACUAUCUCUAAAGGAGAGGACACUCCAGGUGGAACCCUAGAAAAGGAUGCUAAUGCAGACUAUGUGUUUGAUCCUAUCAGUGGUCGUAUGAUUCCGCGCAAAGCUAAAGGCUUCAAUGAACCCGAGAAACGACAGACAGCACAGGAAGACGAUUCAGCUGACAUGUCGACUCGAAAAGAUGAGACUAGUAUUGACAAUGCUGGAUUUCUCUCCUCAAUUGCCCGCUCAAAAAACACAUCGAAGACGAAUGAAUCUAUAAGAUCUGAAAAUAAAGAAGGCAGUAAAGAAAUUCUUCGGCCCAUGGAGACUCAUUUGUCGGAGACUUUGACCAAAAAGGGAGCCCCUCCACACAAUGAUACUCAUAAACAUAAUUUAGGGCAUCCAGAGAAACCCGUGUAUGACGGAAUGACCAGGUCUUAUGAUGAAAGCUUGCCCUUUCGAGAAGCAGUACCUAAUUCUCAAGCAGAGCCAAGACAUGAACAGACUCUGCAAUAUACCCCAACGGAGAUCCAUGAGACUGACCAGAUAGGAAAGACCGAUAAAAGCGACGGCAUGAAAUGUGCUAUUACACCAAGCAUCUCGCCCGAGAUUUCAAGCGCAUCCCGGGCAUUCCGAGACGUGGAGCAGUCGGAUGCCUGGAUAACGCGGGCAGAAAAGGAAGAAGAUCUGGAUCUCUUGCGUGCAAGCGAUAUCCGCGCAACGUAUGCGCUUGAGGGCAAAGGCCGAAAGACUGAUAUGCAGGACCGGGAGAAGCGCGGCAAUUUAGAAUUGGCUUUUGAAUCGUACCAAGAUCCAGUUAAGGAUCUGGAUGCUCAAAGUAUUCGGGCCAAGUACCAACCUUUGAGUGAGAGUACUCUACCUGAGCAUUUGCCACUGUCUGCACAUUCAGGGUCAACAACUCAAGGGUCUCCAGAGACCCCAUUAUCGUGCGCGCCAACUGUCUCCCAAGAUGCGUCUGAACUAAUCGGUGGGCUGGGUGAGCAAUCUCAUGGAAUUCAAGCGCCUCGCAUCUGCUCGUCGGCAGCGGUGUAUCGAUUGCUUGUAUAUGAUCCAUUUACCAUGCAAGUAAUAGAGGCAGAGACCAAAUCCUCGCAGCAAUCGGAAGGCACGCCGCUUUCUCCCGUCGAGGUUCUUUCGCGUUUGAACCACCCGGCUAGGUUUGUGCCAUACCUUGCCAAGAUGGACGAAGAUGGCUUCGAAAUUGUUUCUGGUGGCGGAGAUAUUAUUUUCUUCAAGCAGGCAGUUACGGGUUGCUCAGACCCUCAGUCGAAACCCUCGAACAGCGGACCUAGGCAAGAAGACAAUAUGGCCGAAUCUCCUACCUCAUCAAAUUCGUCGCCCUAUUUGCCUGUCUCUAACCAGACCUCGAGUGAUAGGCUUCACUCAAACACAUCAUCUCGAGAUCGCGCUGUUUUACGAGGAAUUCUUAUCAGUGGCAUAGCGACAGUCGCGACAUGUUACGCCAUUGGUGUUGUUGUCGAGUACUUUCGCACUGGCGGACAGGACGGACUCGGUAUCGAUGGUUUCACUGAGUUCGAAUCUGAAAGACGCCACAGGGAUCGAGAGUGA